AUGACUAACUUUUAUACUAUUUCGAAAUUGACUUUUUUUAAGAUGAAACAAUUUAUGCUCUUCGCCCUUGUUGUCCUGGCUGUAGUGGUAUGUGUACGAUCAGAAGAAGACAGUGAUGUAUAUAAGAGAUAUCUAUAUCGUCCAGGUAUGGGUGGAGUAGGUAGCCCCAUAGGUGGAGUAGGUGGCGUUGGUGGUAUCAAUGGUGGCAUGUGCAAAACCCGCAAUCAACGUUGUCAAGUAUCGGGUAACAAUGCCAUGAGAUGUUGUCGACAAUUUAUGUGUCAAAGAGUUAGAGGAAUGUACAUGUGCCAAUAAGUUGGUAAGCGAAUUGGUAUUCCGUUCUUAUCUAUGGUGGCAAAUUUCUGCCCCGUGAAUCUACGGAUGGAACCUGUUGGAAAUUCAUAAACCCAUUCAAUAGCAUUAAAUGUUCUUUAGAUAU
Molecule: messenger RNA, 439 nt
Organism: Lottia gigantea (owl limpet)
Lineage: Eukaryota; Metazoa; Mollusca; Gastropoda; Lottiidae
Exons: 3
Coding region: 1-315 (104 amino acids)
Source: RefSeq, a predicted model, not a curated record